AUGCAGAGACGACAUGACAGAAAGGCAAGUAAGAACAAAGACCAGUUCACUGAGCAAGAAAAACAGAGCAGAAUUAGCCACUCAAAGAGGAGUGUUGGUAAGCAUGAGGUGCGGUCCUGGACGACAGCUACCAAGCAAUCCUUGUGUCUCGUGUGGCAAAAACUGAAAGUGCAGCUAAUGCUAAGCAUGUCUUUCCUCGUUGCUGUUUUUUGGUAUUGCAGAAGGCUAUACAGCUUUUUAGCACAGCUACUGAAACGGUGGAGCAACUACCUUCAAAGAAAACUCAUAAGGAAUCUCAGUGUGCUGACAGAAGUUGAUCUACUUGGUUACAGCGCGAGAGAAUGGAAAGGAGAAACAAAGCAGGCCAAACAUAUGAGGGAGGCAUAUGAAGAAUUGUUUUGGAGCUGUCAUAUCAAAUACCUGCGACAAGUCAGGAGGGACAACUAUUGUGUACUAAGAGCGGUGCUUUUUCAGAUAUUCAGCCAAGGCAUUCCUUUUCCAUCAUGGAUGAAGGAGAGAGAUAUAUUGAAGCUCCCUGAAAAGCUUUUGUAUUCUCAAGGUUGCAACUGGAUUCAGCAAUACAGUUUUGGGCCAGAAAGAUAUACAGGUCCCAAUGCCUUUGGUAAAUUGCGCAAGUGUAUGGAGACAUUAAAGACAAAUUGGACUGAAAUAAGUGCUACUAAGGAUCAUGAAGAAAGAGGAAACAUGUGUAAUACACUCUUUUCUGAUGAGAGCAAGGAGCACAAACUAUAUGAGGCCAUAAAAUUCAUCAUGCUCUAUGAAGUUGUCGAAGCCUAUGAGCAGAUAAAGAACAGGGAAGAACCCAUACACAACCUUUUUAGCCUUCUCCUUGCUCGUGAUUCUUCGUCUGACCCUUUGAGUUUCAUGAUGAAUCAUCUGAACCACAUAGGUGACUCUAUUUGCCUAGACCAGGUUGAACUGUUUCUUCUUGGAUACUUACUUGAAGUAAAGAUAAGAGUUUACAGACUGCAUAGAUUUAAUACUGAGGAAUUUCAAGUAAACUAUCCAGAUGAAUACCGAAGGGAAUGGAAUGAGAUUUCUCUCCUGACCGAGGAUGACCGCUACUAUCACAUCCCCCUUUUCAGAACAUGAAGGACCAGUGACUUUUUUUCCUGUGUGUAAUAUAGUGAGUGACCAGUUCCAGUGAAUUAGGUUUCUAAUUGGCAGCAGUAGGAUUUUGAGAAUGCUCGUUAAUGAUUACAAAAUGAUUCAUGGCUUUAUUGUGUAAACAUUUUGCUUUCCCAUUGCAGCUCAAUUCACCAUCAGCCAGCCAUAAAACCUGUAAAAUAUAUUGCUAUACUGUCUGGGGGAAAAAAUGUCAUAUUUUAGGGUUGUCAGACAAAAAAGAUUCGACUGCAGGACAAAGAAUGCAAAGGUAAUGCUGGGUUUUCCAUUGCUAGCCUAAGGGUUUACUCUGGCAUCUCUGGAUGGGUUAAACUCAAGUUCCUAAAGCAAUUACUGCCUUUCCCUCAUCUGUCUCUGGCCAGGGAGGACGAGUCACAAAAGGAGGAGCU
Messenger RNA from Gavia stellata (red-throated loon), 1535 nucleotides. RefSeq names its product OTU deubiquitinase with linear linkage specificity like (gene OTULINL). Gene Ontology annotation, cellular component: cytoplasm. The transcript is spliced from 8 exons. The coding region runs from base 1 to 1113 and encodes 370 amino acids. Gene Ontology annotation, biological process: protein linear deubiquitination. The record is from RefSeq and is a predicted model, not a curated record. Lineage: Eukaryota; Metazoa; Chordata; Aves; Gaviiformes; Gaviidae. Gene Ontology annotation, molecular function: cysteine-type deubiquitinase activity.